AUAAGAGGUCGGUCGUUAAUCACAAACUGUCAUCGUACAAGCCAUCGGUGUGGAAACGACAGCCGAAAUACCCCUGAGAAAAUUGGAUAAAAAUCACCGAAUAAUUGAUAAAUUUAUUGGUAAAUCAUAUGUAGUAACUCACACACGCCGUUCCAUCAAAAUCUACUGUAAAAUAAAAUGAGAAAAAUUACAAAACUCAUUAUCCGGACAUUGUACGCGCUCUUGAAAAACGGCGGUCAAAACAGGCCGGUCAAACUUAGUACUAUUCUGAAAUAUGUGCAGAAGAAAAGUCCUCAGGUGAAAAAAGCGGAAGUUGUAAAAGCGUUGAAAACCGGAAAUAACCUGGGAUUGUUUUACUUAAGCCCUAAAGGUGAUUCGGUCGUCCCAGCGGAAAUAUUCCAGAGCCUUUCCUGCUCCAACAAGGGACGGUUUAUUAUGUCGGCCUGCUGGCGUCCGAUCCUCUGGAGGCAAAACAAGAAGGCGUACUGCAAGGGCUGCGGAUUGUCAUCCUGUAAGUGCUGCUCCUGCUGUAGCUGCCACCUGCACUGUCCUUUCUGCCCCGGAGCGAGUGAGAAACGCGACGAAAUCAUGCGUACUGACAAUUCAUGGUUUAGUAAGAUCAAGAGAGUAUUGGGCAAAUAUACUAAAUGAGUUAAACAUA
Cimex lectularius (bed bug) is the source of this 661-nucleotide messenger RNA. RefSeq lists its product as uncharacterized. The record is from RefSeq and is a predicted model, not a curated record. The transcript has 2 exons. The coding region runs from base 178 to 651 and encodes 157 amino acids. Lineage: Eukaryota; Metazoa; Arthropoda; Insecta; Hemiptera; Cimicidae.